Anisakis simplex (herring worm) is the source of this 492-nucleotide messenger RNA. NCBI's taxonomy places the organism in Eukaryota, Metazoa, Nematoda, Chromadorea, Rhabditida, Anisakidae. The record is from the annotation of a GenBank genome assembly.
AUGGUCUACUUUUGAGCUCGUUCGGCAGUUUGUCGAUUCCGUGAGGGAGCGUAUGGAUUAGAAUGGUAUUUGGAUAGCGCACAAGUAGUCCACUUUCAGUUAACGCUAAAAGAUUUGCCGUAUGGAUCAAGUGGGUGGACGGGAGUUGCAUUCGGCAGCACAAUGCGAUCUGGACUGGAUGUAAUCGUUGUGCGGCUGAUCAAUUCCCGAGUAAGUGUCAAUGAUGAAUCUGUAUUCGGAAUUCGAAGUCCGUGGCCAGACCAAAGACAAAACGUCAAAACGGAGAUGUCAUCCAUCAACAAUGGAGUCUUACAAGCUCGAUUCUCACGUCCGCUUGCCACGAAUGAUGUAUACGGUGAUCGUGCGCUCAAUGGAUGUCAACCGUGGCAGUUUCCUGUGACGUUAUCACGUUUGGCACCGGAUGGAUCCCUUCAUAUGCAUCAACUAACACCGCGAUCACGUAUUGUUUGUAUAGACCAGUGCAGGUUGUGA